UCUCGUUCGAAUUCCGAAAAAUGUCACUGCAGGCUCAUCGUCCUCGUGUUACUGUCAACGGAAUAAGAAGAAUGAGAACACACCGUUACUUCUGGUGCCAACAUUGCCAACGUACCAUAAGGAUUGCCUCUUCCAACCCAUAUACAAUUCUAUGUCCCUACUGCUCCACCGAGUUCAACCAUGAGCUCGAUGUAGCAAAUCCUAGGCUUGCCGAUCAUCUUAUUACAGACCUAGAACAACCACCCUCCCCCGCUGCCCGGUUACUGGAGUCCUUGUCUCUCGCCCUCGAUUCAAGGCUUCCAAGAGCUCGAUGGCAGACGGAAAACGAAGACGAACGAUUGUCUUGGAUCACCCUCCGAUUUGAUAGACCACCUCGCACUCCGCGACUCCAAGUUUCUGCGUCAUCAGAAAACCUUGUGCCUCGACCAAAUUAUAAUCGCGAGGAUGGCGCUUUUGAGGAUGCGGUAAGAGAUGUUACUGGAGAGACUUGGACUGUUGAGAAUGACCGUCCAGGUCCCCCUCCGGCAGCAACUUCUGCCAUUCGAGCUUUGCCAUUGGUGACAGUCUCGGAAGGGCAGUUAGCGAACGAGCCCAGUUGCCCCGUGUGCAAGGAAGCGUUCGAGGUUGGUGGGGAAGUGAGGGAGAUGCCAUGCAAGCACGUCUACCAUUCUGAUUGCAUACUCCCUUGGCUUCACAUCCACAAUACUUGUCCGGUUUGCCGCUACGAGCUUCGAACAGCCGGCAGCUGUAACCCUAAUGACGAUUACUAUGGAGAUGAGGAGGAGGUGACUGAAAGCCCAGAUAUUUGGGGGUGGUGGAAUCACUUCAUAUCCUUCUGGCCAUUUUCUGCAUUGGUUAAUUGGACGCAACGUUACUUGGAUAACCAACAACGUACUGGAGACAGAACCUGGUGGUCCCUCUUGGAUGAUUCUAUAGGACAUUUGUUCCUUAAUUGAGCUGUUUCUUUUUAGAACAGAUUGUACAAUUUGGAGCACUUUUAAUUAGUUUGAUGGAUUCAAUUUAUCAAAGAAUUGUGAUUGUCCAUAAGAAAUCAGAAGGAAAAAAUUAUGUUUGUUCAUUGACGUUUUAAGAUUUAUACAAUCAACCUAUUUAGUAAAAUGAGAAUGUUGUUGUUGUUCAGUCCUCAAAUAACAUUGUACAUAAACUAAAGAAAAGAAAUAUACCUCUGUCAUCUCUAAUUCCAU
Molecule: messenger RNA, 1205 nt
Organism: Malus domestica (apple)
Lineage: Eukaryota; Viridiplantae; Streptophyta; Magnoliopsida; Rosales; Rosaceae
Product: probable E3 ubiquitin-protein ligase RHC1A
Biological process (GO): protein ubiquitination
Cellular component (GO): cytoplasm
Molecular function (GO): ubiquitin protein ligase activity
Source: RefSeq, a predicted model, not a curated record